AACGGGUGCCUUUUGUUCGUUUAGUGGAAUCACGAGAGAGAGAGUCCUCUCUUAAGUAACUACCAAGUCGAUUAGUCUCACGCAGAGUGGGACCGACGAGCGGGUGCGUGGCAGUGUUCGACUUUCUCCAGUAGAUCGUUAGUCAUCUUGGAUGUGAUCCUCUUUUUUUUUACCAUGUAAUCAAUGUAUAUAUAUAUAUACAUAAAUAAUAUAUGACUAUGAUAAGAUACUACAAAAGCUGUCUAAGCAUUAUUUCGUCAAACUGGUGAUAGGAAUAAUCAUUGUUAACUUGAAAGAUACUUGAAUAUAACUGUAGGAAACUGGAAGGGAGUCUAUCUAUUGAAUCAUCUAAUUAUUUUAACCAGAGGAUCACUUUGUUCGUACAACAAUUCACUUCUUAAAAACUGGGAGUCAGAUUUUAUUCAAGAACGUACUGUGAAAAAGCCAGCAGUAAAUAUGUAUAUAAAUGUAUGAGACAUUUUCAUUCCUCGAUCCUGCAACUUACUUUUUCUGUGCUUCCUAAUGAUACAGUUUGGAUUAAACAAUUUACUUCCCUAUCUCGCGCAAUAAGCCUUUAUUAGAUCAAAAUAAGUUACACAACAUAUGUAAUUCUUGUUAAAAUUCUGUGAUUUUUCAGUAUUGGUACCUGUAGAAAUACAACUUUUUUUUUUCAUAUAAAACCAAGAGGAACAUAAAUAAUUAAAAAUGUAUGGCAUGUUAUUGGAAAGUGUGCAACACUUUGUACGGACAGAAUAUGGUGAAGAUAUGUGGUGUUUGGUGUUAGAAGAAGCCGGUUUCAAGAACAGUGUAUUCACAACGCACCAGAUCUAUCCGGAUCAACUGAUCCUAAAGCUUGCUUCUUGUUGUUCGCAACAUACUGGAAAAAGAACCGACGACUUUCUCCAUUUUUUCGGUCAGUGUUUUGUUCGAUUUUUCAGUCAUUAUGGAUAUGACACUCUCAUUCGAGCGUCCGGUCGCCACUUUAGGGAUUUCAUCCAUGGGGUCGACAAUCUUCACCAUCAAAUACGUUUCAGCUACCCGAAAAUGCAGAGUCCGUCUUUGUAUGUUGAAACAGAAGAUGUGAAAGGUGCCAUUCUUCACUACCGCUCGAAACGAUCGGGAUUUGCGUAUUACGUUAUCGGCCAGUUAGUCCAAAUCGCGCGAACUUUCUACGGACUGGAGUUGGAUGUUAGAAUUCUCAGAAAUGGACCGGAUUCUGAUGGUACUGGUUGUCACGUGAUUUAUCACCUUCAAUUCGACAACACACCCUACCAAAAACAACAAAUGGCUCGUAAAAGUUUACAGGAAUUAACUGACCUUUCUCCGAUUUCUGGGCGUAAUCUCUUCAUUUUAUUUCCAUUUAGCGUAGCCUUUGACCGUAACAUGAAUAUUUUGGAAGUCGGUGGAAAAGUGCGGGAGCUCUUCAAUUUUCAUGGUUUUAUAGGAAAACACGUAGAAACGUUUUUUCUCUUUCAUAGACCAAGAGUGGUGUUUUCGUGGAGAAAUGUCUUGACGCUUCAAAAGGUGGUUGUUGAGCUGGAAUGUUUAAACUCAUGCUCUGAGAGGAAAAAAGUUGAAGACCGUCGCUGUAGCGCCUCCACCCGGAACCUACUUCUAAAAGGCCAAUUACGUCACUUGGAGUCAUGGGACGCUGUUAUUUUUCUUUGUGUUCCUUUGCUUAGCAACUUACAAGAAAUGGAAGAAGUUGGACUUUACCUCACAGACUUAUGUAUACAUGAUCGAAGUCGAGAGAUUGUCUUGGCUGGAUGGCAACAUGGAGCUCGUCUCGAGGUGUCAUACGAAAGGCAAGAAGAACGAAGUAGAAGGUUGGAAACCAACCUGAAGAUGAGAGAUGAGUGGAAGAAGAAAGGUAACGACCUACUUUAUUCCAUGAUUCCAAAAGCUGUAGCAGAACGGCUAGCCAAUGGAGAAGACCCUAUCACAACUUGUGAGUCCUUUGAUGAGGUGACGGUAUUAUUCAGUGAAGUUGUCGACUUUUCUGAUCUCUGCUUGAGACUAAGUGCUAUGGAGGCUGUGUCAUGUGUCAACGAUGUUUACAUACUUUUUGACCGUAUCAUCGACAACUACCAAGUUUUUAAGGUGGAGACUGUGGGUCAAGUAUAUAUGUUAGUAGGCGGUGCUCCAGAAAGACGUCAUGAUCAUGCUUGUCACGUAGCAAAUGCCGCCAUUGAUAUGCUGAAGCAACUCCAUCUGGUAGAUAAUAAACAUUGUGGAGAAGGAGUACGUGUUCGAAUAGGUAUCCACUCUGGCCCUGUUGCAGCAGGAGUAGUUGGUAGAAAGUUGUUUAGAUAUUGUUUGUUUGGAGACACUGUUAAUACAGCGGCAAGAAUGCAGAGCCAUGGAGAGGCAGGUAAAAUCCACAUCAGUGAAUCUACCAACAAACGACUUCAACAUUCAGGAUAUAUUACAGAACUAAGAGGAACUAUUAACGUUAAAGGAAAGGGACGAAUGAACACUUACUGGCUCCUACACAAGGAAGAAAGCCCUUGGCAAUUAUCUACAACCUCUAUUUCGAAAUGAAAAAAGUGUAACUUUUGUGUUUGCUUUUAUCAUUGGCAUGAACUUGGCUGUAUCGUGAAAUUGGUUCAAAAGAUUCUAGUCAAUAGAAAAGUUAAAGUGUUUGUAUUUUUAAAUGAUUUAACUAUGAAAUAAUAUUUUUUUUACCUUACAUAAUGAUUUAAAUAUAGUUCAUAAUAAAAAGGUUUAGAAUUUGGGCAAGUUUCUGUAACAGCUUUAAUAAGGAAAGUAUUUCUAUAUCUACGCUUUCGUUUCUAAAAUUAUAAGUACAAUUCAUCAUUAAUCUUAUUGUUCUUUUCCUUGGGAUUAAUUUUGUAUAUUUUUUAAUAAAAUGCUUGACAUUUAUAUAUUUUUUUUACUAUUAAUGAUAUAUACAGAGGUGUAUUGUGUAUAACAAAUAGGAAAUUAAAUCACUCUAAAACAAUUGCGAAUGUUAAAUACGGUCUUAUAAUGUCAUAAAACUAUCUAUGGACAUAUUAAUUACUUUGUUUAUUACACAUAAGUCAUAAAUUUGUCAUUAGUCAUAAAUUUGAAAUCUUCCAAACGGUAAUUUGUUUUUCUUAGCUCUUCCAAAAAAUUAAGCUUUGAUAUUUUUCUGAAAUAAAUGAAUUUAAUUUGUUAGUGUGCAUCUUUCAAAUGGUUUAUGUAAAUUUAAUUAAAAUUCGGUGAUCUACUUUCAUAUACUUCAUUAUUUGUAAAAACGAUUUUGUUUUAGAAUUGUCUGAAUAGUGAAAUUUUAAUAUAUAUAUACAUGUCAAACAUCUUUGUCGUUGACAUAUUUUAGUUUUCAGUUUAAUUUUAAAGUUUCCUCUAGGUACUUCUAAUUGAUUAAGGACAAAUCAUGACCCAACUAUCGUCUUUUCUUAUCACUUUAUGACUGUUUUAGCCUUUCCAGUUUGUCGUAUGUUCAGGCUAUUUAUUAACUUUUGCAAAAUUUAGCGUUUUACAUAUUUAUUUCCUAUUGAUUCUGAAAUCAUUCAAUCGCUCAUAGGAUGACAAUAUACACUAAAGCUAAUUCGGAAUUCUUGUGGAUUUUUCAUUGAUUUCACAUUUGUACUCCUUAUAGAUAAUAACUUUUGAGUAAAGAGAUACUGAUUUAUGUUACUGUUCAGAAAAUGCUAAAUCGAAAUUUUAAUUGGCUAUAAGAAUUGUUUUAACUAAUUGGGAUAUAGAAAUAUGUAUACUUCCUUCUCUGUUUCGAGUGUUAAAACGGAAUAAAUACUCUUCAUAAUUUUUUCUAUUUUAAA
Limulus polyphemus (Atlantic horseshoe crab) is the source of this 3785-nucleotide messenger RNA. RefSeq names its product soluble guanylate cyclase 89Da-like. The record is from RefSeq and is a predicted model, not a curated record. Gene Ontology annotation, biological process: nitric oxide-cGMP-mediated signaling; response to oxygen levels; cGMP biosynthetic process. The coding region runs from base 706 to 2541 and encodes 611 amino acids. NCBI's taxonomy places the organism in Eukaryota, Metazoa, Arthropoda, Merostomata, Xiphosura, Limulidae. Gene Ontology annotation, cellular component: guanylate cyclase complex, soluble. The transcript is spliced from 9 exons. Gene Ontology annotation, molecular function: oxygen sensor activity; heme binding; guanylate cyclase activity.